CGUCACUGUCAGUAAUGGGAGGGGAACUGAGAGCCGGACUGAUAAAUAUGCUCAUUUGGCUGGUGGAUCACAUAAACGCUUUACUCUCACAGCACAUCUGCUCCAGAGGGUCAGGAGACCAGCAUCUUCAUUAAGUUUCCAAGGACUUUAACUGCAACUCACUUCAGCUAUUACUUGAGAUUGAGAUACUGACUGUCAUGGCUGACCAGCUGGCUUCAACAAAGGAGAACUUGGCACGGAUCAUUGCAGUGGAAAGCUUGUUCGGUCGGUCUGGGAAGCCCCUGAAGAAACCAGGCCGGGUCCUGGUGGGAGAGGGGUGUUUGACAAAGCUCUGCCGGCGAAACCCUCAGCCCCGGGUCUUCUUCCUGUUCAAUGACAUCCUGGUGUAUGGCAGCAUUAUCGUCCAGGACAGAAGGUACACAGGACAGAAGGUCAUUCAGCUGGAGGACCUAAUGGUGGAGAGUCUAGAAGAUUCCCCAGACAUGAAGAACCAAUGGCUGCUCCGCACACCAAGCAAGUCCUUCUAUGUGUCGGCCGCCUCACCCCAAGAGAAGGAUGCCUGGAUCACGCAUAUCGAGGAGUGCCGCACCAAGAGGGUGAACGAGAGGGGCCCAGGGCCCGUGGAGGAUUUUGCCCCCUCCUGGAUCCCCGACAAGGCCUCGGCCAUUUGCAUGCGCUGCUGCACCAAGUUCACCUUCAGUCAGCGGCGGCACCACUGCAGGCAGUGCGGCAUCUUGGUCUGCGGCUCCUGCUCCAGCCAGCGGUUCCUCAUCCCCAACAUCUCCCGUGAGCCUGUGCGCGUCUGUCAGGUCUGCUUCCAGAAUCUGCAGGCCAAGGAGUUCACCCGCAACCGUGGAGACAGCGGCGGGAACAGCUGUACAGAAGAGACCUCCAGCGAUGAAGAGGCCGUCGAGCCUGGCCAGGACCCCUCACCCCAGCAGAGCCAUGUUUUACAAGGCUGGUCAUCCUGCAGUGACUGCUAAGCCUGCCAGAGACCACACUUUCAGACAAAUGAAGCUAAAGAAGGGCUCCACUGUGUUCAUGAAGCAUAGAAGAGGGAGCAGACUCCAAAAUGAAGCACGGUCAUUGACUACCUUAGUGAACUAUGAACAAAUGCUAUUUAAUGUUUAUAAAUCAUUUCAAAUGAGUUGUCUUGAACUGAAGUUGGGCAUGAUCAACAGAUGAGAAGAUAUUCUGAAUUCUUUUAAUAAUACACUAAGACAAGAUGUACUAUCUAACCUUUUUUCAAUGGGAAUAAUUUAUUUUUAUUUUUUAUAUAUAAUUUAGAUUAUGUAUUCUUACAUUUUAGUCCGUAGUAAUAUCAUCGUUUAUGACAUUUACUAAAGGAGUAUAUAUUGCAGCAAUGCUUUCGAUUUGAUAUUGACUAAUGCUGGAUGUGUUCAUUGAUUCAUGCUCAAAACAUGAAGCUUGUAUCCCCAAGAUGGGACUCUGAUGGUGUAUGCACUUUAUUUGUAUUGUAUUAUUUUGUAUUGUCUAUAAUUCUGCAUAUUUAUAUAAAUUAAAAAUAUUUAUACUGA
Conger conger (European conger) is the source of this 1538-nucleotide messenger RNA. Its product is annotated as pleckstrin homology domain-containing family F member 2-like. NCBI's taxonomy places the organism in Eukaryota, Metazoa, Chordata, Actinopteri, Anguilliformes, Congridae. Bases 198 to 983 code for a protein of 261 amino acids. The transcript is spliced from 2 exons. The record is from RefSeq and is a predicted model, not a curated record. Gene Ontology annotation, molecular function: metal ion binding; phosphatidylinositol binding.